Molecule: messenger RNA, 1258 nt
Organism: Diachasma alloeum
Lineage: Eukaryota; Metazoa; Arthropoda; Insecta; Hymenoptera; Braconidae
Product: protein RRNAD1
Exons: 3
Coding region: 1-1164 (387 amino acids)
Source: RefSeq, a predicted model, not a curated record
AUGAAGGGGGAGAUGGUGACAAUGGAGGUUAGGGAGAUGAUGGCCAUGAAGAUGAAGAUAAGGAUUUUGAUGGAGAGGGAGAUGGAGAUGAUGAUGGAGAGAAAGUUGAUAAUGCAGAUGACGAGAGUGGUGGACAAGAUAGAGCUGAUUGUGAUGAUGCAGAUCAGGGAGAUGAAGAUGAUGGAGAUGAAAAUUAUACAUAUCCUCAAAAUAAGGUGGAUUCCCCAGGGCUACGUGUGUCAGCUUCUCCACCACCUCUUCAACUACCGAGUCCUGGGCCUGGAGUCCAACCCCAGUAUCACAGCCACCGCGAGCCAUCGUCGGGACACCCUCCACCCGCUCUCUCGCCCCUCGGUUCAAUACUUCUGUCUAAAAGUCACGGAGGAUUCGGCAGCCGAGAUUGAAGAACUCUUGAAGUCCUUCACAAAUAAUGAAAAUGAGAAAUUCUGUCUGAUCGGUCUUCAUUCCUGUGGCGACCUGAGCGCAAACGCCCUGAGACUCUUCAGGGACAUGGAGAACGCGAGUCUCCUGAUCAUGAUGUCCUGUUGUUAUCACAAGAUCGAGUGCCUCGAGGGUAAAAAGGGCUUCAAGAAUUUUCCGAUGUCUCGAGGGCUUGGAAGGGAGUGCGAAGGGAUUGGAAAUCCUGAGGGGGUAGGGGAUGUCCUAGGGCGGACGUUCAUGAGACUCGCGUGUCAGGAGCCUGCGGAGAGGUGGGAAAAAAUGGCGAGAGAGGAUCACGAGGUGCAUUCCAUUUGUUUGAUGGCUAGAGGAGUCCUAGAAUUAUUUUGUCAUAAAAAUCAAAUUAAACUAACAAAAACGAGAAGAAAAUCAGUGAGAUCAUCAAAAUGCCGAAAUUUCGAGGCUUAUUUCCAGAAUUUCACCCGCCGUUACAAUUUCAAUGGACAACAACUGGACAAAAAAUACUACGAGGAGAUUAAUCAACUGUGGGAGGAGAACACGCCUAAAUUAAAAUUAUCCGAAGUUUAUACAGGACUUCAGCUCCUCCUGCAGGCACCAGCAGAAUAUUUGGUAUUGAAUGACAGGAGAUGUUGGCUGGAGGAGCAGGGUUUUUCUGAAACGAAGAUACUGUCAGUUCUUGAUAGAAAAUUGUCUCCCAGGUCUCACGCAAUCGUUUCGUCGAAGACAAAUCCAAUAACUGUCUAAAUAUUUUUUCAAUUUGAGGAGAAGUUUAUCUUCCGUAGGGGUGAAUCUGUGAUGCGGCCUUGAUGUUCGUUUUUAUGGCACUUGGGGCCUUCCC